CGCAGCGUGUGCGCUCAAACUCGCGGCUGUGACACGCGACCCGCACCGGGCGACGCCCGGGGGCCGGCGGGGAGGCGCGCGCGGAGCCGACGCGGGAAGACAGGCGAACUGGCGGGCCUGACGCGCGGCCGCGCUGGCUCUCUCGCUCGGGGGCCCGAGUCGUGUGUAGCUGCUCCCCUGGCCUCCCAAGGGCAGCGGGCCCCGCCGCCGCCAAACGAUGGCGAGGCUGCGGGAUUGCCUGCCCCGCCUGGUGGUCACGAUCCGGUCCCUGCUCUUCUGGUCCCUGAUCUACUGCUACUGCGGACUCUGCGCCUCCAUCCACCUGCUCAAACUUUUGUGGAGUAUCGGCAAGGGACCCACGCAGACCUUCCGGCGGGUCGCCCGGGAGCACCCUCCCGCGUGCCUGAACGACUCCUCCUUGGGCACUCACUGCUACGUGAGGAUCAAGGAUUCGGGGUUAAGAUUUCAUUAUGUCGCUGCUGGAGAAAGAGGCAAACCACUUAUGCUGCUGCUUCAUGGAUUUCCAGAAUUCUGGUAUUCUUGGCGUCACCAACUGAGGGAAUUUAAAAGUGAAUACCGAGUUGUAGCCCUGGAUUUGAGAGGCUAUGGAGAAACAGAUGCUCCCAUUCAUCAAGAGAAUUAUAAAUUGGACUGUCUAAUUACAGACAUAAAGGAUAUUUUGGACUCUUUAGGGUAUAGCAAAUGUGUUCUUAUUGGCCAUGACUGGGGGGGCAUGAUUGCUUGGCUAAUUGCCAUCUGUUAUCCAGAAAUGGUGAUGAAGCUUAUUGUUAUUAACUUUCCUCAUCCAAAUGUAUUUACAGAAUAUAUUUUACGACACCCUGCCCAAUGGUUCAAAUCCAGCCAUUAUUACUUCUUCCAAAUACCAUGGUUCCCAGAAUUUAUGUUCUCAAUUAAUGAUUUCAAGGCUUUAAAACAUCUCUUUACCAGUCACAGCACUGGCAUUGGAAGAAAAGGAUGUCGAUUAACAGCAGAAGAUCUUGAAGCUCACAUUUAUGUCUUUUCUCAGCCAGGAGCAUUAAGUGGUCCAAUUAACCAUUACCGAAAUAUCUUCAGCUGCCUGCCUCUAAAACAUCACGUGGUGACCACUCCAACACUACUACUAUGGGGAGAGAGAGAUGCAUUUAUGGAGGUUGAGAUGGCUGAAGUCACAAAGAUUUAUGUUAAAAACUAUUUCAGGCUAACUAUUUUGUCAGAAGCCAGCCAUUGGCUUCAACAAGACCAACCUGACAUAGUGAACAAGUUGAUAUGGACAUUUCUAAAAGAAGAAAAAAGGAGAAAAGAUUGACUUUUGUAUAUCUUCUGUGAGGGGUCUGUAAUAAAUCUCUAAAAUUUUAAAAAUUGUACAUCAACUUCUUUAAGCUUACUAGAGAAAAACUUUUAAUAUGCUUUCUCAUAAAUAACUAUACUGAAAAAUGGUAUUGAAAAAAAUCUGUGAGUGUGUGAACAUGUAAUAUCUAAUGUUGAAUUUUCUUCUGUUGUAUUUUGCACAGAAAAGCAUCUGCCUUAAAAUGUAUACACUUGUACAAAAAGGAAGUUGGGGAAAGUGGCUUAGUUUUGGUUUCUUGCUUUCUUUGCCCUGUUAACAUAUGGUGCCUUUUACAAAUGUGUAUUAAAGAUUAGCUGUGCCAUUAAAAGGCAAACCUAAAAUGGCAUAAUUUUUCAUUGUAUUGUUUGAAAGGUCUUUUAACUGGUUUUAACCAUUAAAAAUUCUGUUACCAAA
Messenger RNA from Choloepus didactylus (southern two-toed sloth), 1741 nucleotides. RefSeq names its product epoxide hydrolase 4-like. Gene Ontology annotation, molecular function: hydrolase activity. Lineage: Eukaryota; Metazoa; Chordata; Mammalia; Pilosa; Megalonychidae. The transcript has a single exon. The record is from RefSeq and is a predicted model, not a curated record. The coding region runs from base 218 to 1306 and encodes 362 amino acids.